AUGUAUGACUUCAUUGUAUUUGGUGAAGAAAAUUGCCACCCAUGUAUCGACGAUGUGCAAGAUUGUGAAGUAAAAAGUAUCAUAGAACGGAUCAGUGCUACUACAGAAGAAACAUCGUUUGCAACUAUAGUAGGAUCUGAUGAUGCCAUUGAUGUUUUUGCACAAGCUGGCUUUCACGGCAUUCCAAAGUUUGAAACAAGAAAACAGCUUGUGGAAGAGCUUUGUCAAUUUUUUGUAAUUGAUAAAGCGAGAAGUGCAAUUGAGCAGUUCAAGGACGGGUUAAAAACACUGGGUGUUCUUAGCUUAGUAAAAGGAAAUCCACUUCUCUUCCGCCCAUACUUCUGCCAUCGUAGCAAGCCGCUGACCGCGAUAGAAGUUGACAGAAUAUUUACACCAGAUUUUUCAGAAGAUGGUUGUCGAAGACGUGAAAGGGAGCAGCUCGUUAUAAUGCAUUGGCGUGACUAUCUACAAGAGUGCGAAGCAAACUGCUUUGCCAAUGUUUCAGAGCCUCUUGUAUCUUUGCCAAUGAUUAUGAUUUUUGCAACUGGGUUGGAGGAAGAGCCUCCCUUAGGAUUUCAUGACAAACCAACUAUUUGUUUCUGGGAAGAUGUUCGUCCCAAAAGCAACACCUGCGCUCACAUUUUGUAUUUGCCACUUCAUAAUGAUAAAGAUGAUCUUAGUUAUGAAGAAUUUCAAGAAAUGAUGAACGAUGGGAUUCUGAACUCACCUACAUUUGGUGCUCCAUAAACAUGCAUGUAUAAGAAAGCUGUUGAAGU
Molecule: messenger RNA, 776 nt
Organism: Xenia sp. Carnegie-2017
Lineage: Eukaryota; Metazoa; Cnidaria; Anthozoa; Malacalcyonacea; Xeniidae
Product: G2/M phase-specific E3 ubiquitin-protein ligase-like
Exons: 3
Coding region: 1-747 (248 amino acids)
Molecular function (GO): ubiquitin-protein transferase activity
Source: RefSeq, a predicted model, not a curated record